CCCCGUCAUUGGCGCUGGAUUUAUGACUGACAGCGUUGCUACGCCCGUAGCUAAUUUAAAAGCCGUUAUCGGGGCGUUCUUCUGCUUUCACCUUGCAUUGAAUGGUAAACGGGUUAGGUGUCUAGAGGGUUUAGAGUGAACUGUUGCUGGCUGUUAUAUUGACCGAAGUCCACUAAAGAGAGAGUCCUCCUUGAAUGACUGAAACUCGUAGUGCGUGGCUACUGCCUGGCUAGCUAACGAAGAGGAGGGUGGGGAUAAAAACUUCGAAGACCUCGCCCAGUCGUCGUUUCCUUUCAGCAGGCAGCUAACGUCUUGACGGUGUGAGAGACCCACCAAUUUAGAUAAUUAUUCAAGGGGAGACCGGCACACUUGUGUCAAUUAAGGGUAAAAAUCAGUGGCCAUGUUCAGAAAAACCUUGAAAAAGGACCCCGAGCUGUUUCAGAAUGUGUCGGAGGGGCUGCGGCGGCUUUACCGGAAUAAACUGUUCCCUCUGGAGGACACGUACCGAUUCCACGACUUCCACUCUCCUGCACUCGAAGAUGCCGACUUCGAUAACAAGCCCAUGGUACUCCUGGUGGGUCAGUACUCUACCGGCAAGACAACCUUCAUCCGACACUUGAUGGAGCAGGACUUCCCCGGUAUGCGCAUUGGACCCGAGCCGACCACAGACUCUUUCAUCGCGGUGAUGCACGGCGAACAGGAGGGGGUGAUACCGGGUAAUGCCCUGGUUGUCGACCCCAAAAAGCCCUUCCGCAAACUCAACGCCUUUGGAAACGCGUUUCUCAACAGGUUCAUGUGUGCUCAGAUGCCUAACCCUGUCCUGGAGAGCAUCAGUAUCAUCGAUACUCCGGGAAUCCUGUCUGGUGAAAAACAGAGAAUAAGCAGAGGCUAUGACUUUGCUGCUGUGCUUGAGUGGUUUGCUGAGCGUGUGGACCGCAUCAUCCUCCUGUUUGACGCCCACAAGCUGGACAUUUCUGAUGAGUUCUCUGAGGUGAUCCGUGCCCUCAAGAACCAUGAAGACAAAAUGCGUGUGGUGCUGAACAAGGCCGAUCAGAUCAGCACUCAGCAGCUGAUGAGGGUCUACGGAGCACUAAUGUGGUCUUUGGGAAAAAUCAUCAACACACCCGAGGUUGUGCGCGUGUACAUUGGGUCGUUCUGGGCUCAGCCCCUGUUGGUGCCCGACAACAGGAAGUUGUUUGAGGCGGAAGAACAGGACCUGUUCGUAGACAUCCAGUCUUUGCCACGUAAUGCAGCUCUGCGCAAACUCAAUGACCUCAUCAAACGGGCACGGCUCGCCAAGGUGCAUGCCUACAUUAUCAGCUCUCUGAAAAAGGAGAUGCCCAGUGUGUUUGGAAAGGACACUAAGAAAAAGGAGCUGAUCGGCAACCUUGGUGAGAUCUACCACAAAAUAGAGAAGGAGCACCAGAUCUCACCUGGAGACUUUCCCAACCUUGCAAAGAUGCAGGAGCUGCUAAAUGGCCAUGACUUCACAAAAUUUGCAGCGCUGAAACCCAAACUACUAGAGGCAGUAGAGGACAUGCUUGCCAAUGACAUAGCUCGUCUCAUGGCCAUGGUGCGCCAGGAGGAGGCCUCUAUGCCCAGCCAGUCCGUCAAGGGUGGAGCCUUCGAGGGAACGAUGAGUGGUCCCUUCUGCCAUGGCUACGGAGAGGGCGCUAGCGAAGGCAUUGACGAGCUGGAAUGGGUGGUGGGUCGUGACAAACCCACUUAUGAUGAGAUCUUCUACACCCUCUCCCCCAUCAAUGGCAAAGUUUCCGGUGCUGCAGCCAAGAAGGAGAUGCUUAAGUCCAAGCUGCCCAACACAGUCCUUGGAAAGAUCUGGAAGCUGGCAGAUGUGGAUAAAGAUGGCCUGCUUGAUGAUGAGGAGUUCGCCCUGGCCAACCACCUGAUCAAGGUGAAGCUGGAAGGCCAUGAGCUGCCACCAGCGCUGCCUGAGCACCUGGUACCUCCAUCCAAGCGUGGGACUGUGGUGCAGGACUAAAAGACCAGAGAGAAGGAGGGGAAACAACCACGUCAACACUCAUGUUAAAGACUCAAAAAAGUCCAGUCACAAGCAUGAACAGCAUCAUCCCCAUCAAGCUGUGAGUCCUUACGCUUCCUGACACUCUGUGAGGAGGCAAUGCUGUGAUCUUUUUCACCAGAGAGAGACUGGAGGGUUUCUGGGGUGGGUGGGAGGGCAAGUCCAUCUUUGUGCAUUAGGGGAUAAUAUUCAGGUAUCUAAGUGGAAAGAAAAGAGGAGAUGGUGUUGAAAGGACAAAAUCUGGAUCAAGCAACAAAUCUGGAGGUUGCAUGAUGGGGCCUAACAUGGAUUUAUGCAUCCUGUGUAAAGAUAUCUUAUAAGUAUACAGUCAAUAUAUAAUAUGUUGAUCCAAAGAAAUAUAGUUUUUUUCCAUUUGGAGAGAGGGGAAAAAGGAAAUUAAUUAAAAUAGUUGUUAGAAUUGCUUUGACUAUAUUUUUGUAUUUCCUGACUUAACUUUGACUCUUUCCAAAUGCUUCCCAUUUUAUUAUUUUGCCAGAUGAAUAAAAUUGAGUACUGCAUUGUG
Melanotaenia boesemani (Boeseman's rainbowfish) is the source of this 2561-nucleotide messenger RNA. RefSeq names its product EH-domain containing 1a (gene ehd1a). Lineage: Eukaryota; Metazoa; Chordata; Actinopteri; Atheriniformes; Melanotaeniidae. The transcript has 6 exons. Gene Ontology annotation, cellular component: plasma membrane; presynaptic membrane; intracellular vesicle. The record is from RefSeq and is a predicted model, not a curated record. The coding region runs from base 401 to 1999 and encodes 532 amino acids. Gene Ontology annotation, molecular function: molecular adaptor activity; protein binding; GTP binding. Gene Ontology annotation, biological process: endosomal transport; clathrin-dependent synaptic vesicle endocytosis.